AUGUAUUCUCGAAAUCAACGAGCUGAAACUCGUAAUCGUGCAAAGGAUGAACUGAAACGGGUUAUUAACUCUGUGGAUAAAGUUCGGAAAUGGGAGAAGAAAUGGGUGAUGAUUAAGGAUACACAAAUCAAAAUCUUUAAAUGGGUUCCAGUUACUGCAACCACCAACAUACCGAAACCUGUGGCAAAACCUCAGCCUCAAGAAGAAGAACAGAGUAACACUGUGGCAUCUUCAGAAAAUACCCAAGAUUCAUCUGUGAUGGAGAAUGGUGAUAGCUUAAGAGUCCAGUCAUUCUCAAAUCUCAACGAUGACUCGAACCUAGGGUUCUCAGAAGCAGGUUUUGAUUCUGAUUCAAACGCAACUUUUGAACCUACCAACUACCCAGCUAACAAUGGGUCAACGGACUUUAGUGCAUUACGGCAACAAGAAAUGAACCCUAGCGAAAACAAAUAA
Messenger RNA from Enterobius vermicularis (human pinworm), 453 nucleotides. Lineage: Eukaryota; Metazoa; Nematoda; Chromadorea; Rhabditida; Oxyuridae. The record is from the annotation of a GenBank genome assembly.